AUGGACUCGCAGGAUGAUGAGAAGAAUCCUAAGAGUCCAGGACUCCGAGGACUCGAGGAGGAUUACAUUGCUCUCAGUCACCGAUGGGGCGGCCAGGUGUCACUGCAGCUGAAGACUGCUACCCUCGAUGACUUAAAAAAUGGCAUCCCCUUCUCGAGCUUCCCGAAGACGUUCCAGGACGCUAUUACUGUGUGUCGUAGUCUGUUAGUAGAUUAUAUAUGGAUUGACUCCAUCUGCAUUAUACAAGACUCGAAGGACGACUGGGACAUCCAGGGGUCGAAGAUGGACCAAGUCUAUUCUCACUGUCUUCUCACCAUCGCAGCCGAUGCAGCCGAGAACGGAGACUCUGGGUUCCUAGAGACGCGAGAAAGGCGAGAGCUACACAAGGCAACGAGAAAAAUAGACUGCACCAGCCCCGGCGGCCAAAAGGGCGAAAUCUUCGUCAGACCCUGGAGACAAUACGGCAGCCUCGGCGGCUUCGGACGCCACUACAACAGCUGGGAACACGGAUCCCUCCAACCCUCCCAACGACUAAAACAAAAAGGCAGCCAUCUCCUCCGCCGCGGCUGGGUCCUCCAAGAAACCUUCCUCCCCGUCCGAGUCCUCCACUUCCUCCCUGAUGAAGUAACAUUUAAAUGCACCAUCUCCUCUCGCUGCGAAUGCCAGCUUUUAACCCACGGCAUAGUCGCCCAUAGACCCCUUGAUCUCGAGGAGCCGCGCGAAAUCAUGCCCAGAGACUUGAAGGAGUUUUAG
Messenger RNA from Pseudogymnoascus destructans, 753 nucleotides. RefSeq lists its product as uncharacterized. The transcript has 2 exons. The record is from RefSeq and is a predicted model, not a curated record. Bases 1 to 753 code for a protein of 250 amino acids. NCBI's taxonomy places the organism in Eukaryota, Fungi, Ascomycota, Leotiomycetes, Thelebolales, Thelebolaceae.